AUGAAUGAUACAGUUUUUACUGAGUUCUCAAUAAUUAUUUUUAUUGGUUUUGUUCAAUGUUCAGCCAAUUUAGAAAGAAAUUGUCCAAAAUAUAAAACGAAUCCACACAUGUUUUGUUUUUGGUUUGAUGAUUCAGAAUGUAAGAUUGAUAGUGAUUGUGCAGCACAAGGUCAGUUAUGUUGCUCAAGACAAUGUGAAACCUACUGCUAUUGA
Molecule: messenger RNA, 213 nt
Organism: Heterostelium album PN500
Lineage: Eukaryota; Evosea; Eumycetozoa; Acytosteliales; Acytosteliaceae
Exons: 2
Coding region: 1-213 (70 amino acids)
Cellular component (GO): extracellular region
Molecular function (GO): peptidase inhibitor activity
Source: RefSeq, a predicted model, not a curated record